UGAAGCGUGUAGUGCGAGUGGGGCCGGACGCGCGCACUCCGCCGGCGACCCGCAAGGAGUUGGCAUCCAUUGGAAGAGUUUGUGAAACCCUCUCUCUGCCCAGAGUUCCAGGACCAAUGCAUCUUCCCACCACCUUAAGCCACUGAGCAGUUCAGAGCCCCAGUUUCAGAAGACUUGUCCUGCGACCACCAUGAGCUCUGAAUGCGAUGCUUCCAAAGCCGUGGUAAAUGGCUUGGCACCCGGCAGCAAUGGGCAAGACAAAGCAAUUGCCGACUCUUUACGUGCACGCUCUAUUUCUGCUGUUAAAAUAAUUCCCGUGAAGACAGUGAAAAACGCUUCAGGCCUAGUCCUACCUACAGAUAUGGAUCCUACAAAAAUCUGCACUGGGAAGGGAGCAGUGACUCUCCGGGCCUCAUCUUCCUACAAGGAAAUCCCAAGCAGUACCCCUGUGAGCCCACAGGAAACCCCACAACAUGGAAGCAAAUCAGGUCUGGAGCCAGAGCUUUCCCCAGCAGAUGAGUGGAGGCUUUCUUCCAGUGCUGAUGCCAAUGGAAAUGCCCAGCCCUCUUCACUGGCUGCCAAGGGCUACAGAAGUGUACAUCCCAACCUUCCUUCCGACAAGCCCCAGGGUGCCACUUCCUCCGGCCCAGGCCAGCCUGAGGUAAUAGUUGUCCCUCUCUACCUGGUUAAUACUGACAGAGGGCAAGAAGGCACUGCCAGACCUCCAGCAUCUCUGGGGCCACCUGGUGGCGUCCCCACAGUCCCGACGACCACCCCUGCCGCCUCACCUCUGACCUUCCCGACUCUAGAUGAUUUCAUUCCCCCUCAUCUGCAAAGGCGGCCCCACCACAGCCAGCCAGCCAGUGCUUCUGCCUCCUUCCCCCCCGUUAGCCAGACACCACCAUCCUUCUCACCACCACCUCCGCUGGUCCCUCCCGUACCGGAGGACCUCCACAGAGUCUCGGAGCCUCACCCCACAGGAGCUGUUUCAAGUACCGAAUCCAGUCCCCUAUUAAAUGAAGUUUCUUCUUCCCGUAUUGGAACUGAUUCCCAAGUCUUUACACCAGUUAGCAAGCCAUCAUCCGCCUACCCCUCCACAACGAUUGUCAAUCCUACUAUUGUGCUCUUACAACACAAUCGAGAACAGCAAAAACGACUCAGCAGCCUUUCAGACUCUGUCUCAGAAAGAAGAGUGGGAGAGCAGGACUCGGCACCAACCCAGGAAAAACCCACCUCACCUGGCAGGGCUGCUGAAAAGAAAGCAAAGGAUAACAGUAGGCGGGUGGUUAAGAGCACUCAGGACCUGAGCGAUGUUUCCAUGGAUGAAGUGGGCAUCCCACUCCGGAACACCGAGAGAUCAAAAGAUUGGUACAAGACUAUGUUUAAGCAGAUCCACAAACUAAACAGAGACACUCCUGAAGAAAACCCUUAUUUCCCUACGUACAAAUUCCCUGAACUUCCUGAAAUCCAGCAAACUUCUGAAGAGGACAAUCCUUACACUCCUACCUACCAGUUUCCUGCAUCUACUCCUAGUCCUAAGUCUGAAGAUGAUGAUUCAGAUCUGUACUCUCCUCGAUACUCUUUUUCUGAAGACACAAAAACUCCCCUUUCUGUGCCUCGUUCAAAAAGUGAGAUGAGCUGUAUUGAUGGUGAGAAGGUAGUUAAGAGGUCAGCCACACUCCCCCUCCCGGCCCGCUCUUCCUCACUGAAGUCCAGCCCCGAAAGAAACGACUGGGAGCCCCCAGAUAAGAAAGUGGAUACGAGAAAAUACCGUGCAGAGCCCAAAAGCAUUUAUGAAUAUCAGCCUGGCAAGUCUUCUGUUCUGACCAACGAAAAGAUGAGUCGGGAUAUAAGCCCAGAAGAGAUAGAUUUAAAGAAUGAACCUUGGUAUAAAUUCUUUUCGGAAUUGGAGUUUGGGAAACCGCCUCCCAAAAAGAUAUGGGAUUAUACUCCUGGAGACUGCUCUAUCCUUCCUAGAGAGGAUAGAAAGACUAAUCUAGACAAAGAUCUCAACCUCUGCCAAACAGAGUUAGAGGCAGAUUUAGAAAAAAUGGAGACGCUUAAUAAAGCAUCCAGUGCAAACCUGCCACAGACCUCAGCAGUCAGCCCUACUCCGGAAAUUUCUUCAGAGCCUCCUGGAUAUAUAUAUUCUUCCAACUUCCAUGCAGUGAAGAGGGAAUCAGAUGGGGCACCUGGGGAUCUCGCUAGCUUGGAGAAUGAGAGACAGAUUUAUAAAAGUGUCUUGGAAGGUGGUGACAUCCCUCUUCAGGGCCUCAGUGGGCUCAAGCGGCCGUCCAGCUCAGCUUCUACUAAAGAUUCAGAAUCACCAAGACAUUUUAUACCAGCCGAUUACUUGGAAUCUACAGAAGAAUUUAUUCGAAGACGCCAUGAUGAUAAAGAGAAACUUUUAGCGGACCAGAGACGACUUAAGCGCGAGCAAGAAGAGGCCGAUAUUGCAGCUCGACGCCACACGGGCGUCAUCCCGACGCACCAUCAGUUUAUCACUAAUGAGCGCUUUGGGGACCUUCUCAAUAUAGACGAUACCGCAAAAAGGAAAUCUGGGUCAGAGAUGAGACCUGCCAGAGCCAAAUUUGACUUUAAAGCUCAGACAUUGAAGGAGCUUCCUCUGCAGAAGGGAGAUAUUGUUUACAUUUAUAAGCAAAUUGAUCAGAACUGGUACGAAGGAGAACACCACGGCCGGGUGGGAAUCUUCCCACGCACCUACAUCGAGCUUCUUCCUCCUGCUGAGAAGGCUCAGCCCAAAAAGUUGGCACCAGUGCAGGUGUUGGAAUAUGGAGAAGCUAUUGCUAAGUUUAACUUUAAUGGUGAUACGCAAGUAGAAAUGUCCUUCAGAAAGGGUGAGAGGAUCACAUUGCUCCGACAGGUGGAUGAGAACUGGUAUGAAGGGAGGAUCCCAGGGACAUCUCGACAAGGCAUCUUCCCCAUCACCUACGUGGACGUGAUCAAACGGCCGCUGGUGAAAAACCCCAUGGAGUACAUCGACCUGCCUUUCUCUUCCUCUCCAAGUCGUAGUGCCACUGCAAGCCCACAGUUCCCCAGUCACAGCAAGCUCCUCAUGCCAGCCCCCUCAUCUCUGCCCCACUCCCGCCGAGCUCUGUCCCCCGAGAUGCACGCUGUCACCUCCGAGUGGAUCUCACUGACUGUGGGAGUCCCCAGCAGGCGUUCUCUGGCCCUCACCCCACCCUUGCCUCCUCUGCCAGAGGCUUCUGUCUAUAACACUGACCACCUCGCCUUGUCAUCAAGGGCCAGCCCCUCCCUGUCUCUCAGCCUCCCGCAUUUGAGUUGGUCAGAUCGUCCCACCCCACGAUCGAUGGUUUCCCCACUGCCCCUACCCGCCCCCCACAAACCUUAUUCCCCAGCACCCGGCACCCAGGCCUCCCUUCACAUCAAUGGAGAUAGUGGUACCCACAUGCCACCUUCAGGUGUCCACCAAAAUAGCUUCUCCCAGCCCCUGCUUGGGAGCUCUGAUAGUGUCAUCUCGGAGCUUAGCGGUGCCUUUAGCAGCCAGAGCAAGAGGCAGCCAUGGCGAGAAGAGAACGGACAAUAUGAAAGGAAAGCAGAGAGGGAGGCAGGUGAGAGAUGCCCUGGUGGACCCAAGAUCUCUAAGAAGAGCUGCUUGAAGCCUUCAGACGUGGUCAGGUGCCUGAGUACUGAACAGAGACUCUCAGAUCUCCACACCCCUGAGGAUAGCCGGCCCGGCAAGCCCCUGGGUGGCCCUUUUCCAGGAAGGGAGGCUGAGCAGCCAGAGCGGCAGAGAGGUGGCGAGCAGGCUGAGAGGAGAGCUGCUCAGAGAGGUUGGAGCCAGCAACCUCAAGCCCAGCAGCGAAGAGUCACCCCAGACAGGAGUCAAACCUCACAAGACUUAUUUAGCUACCAAGCAUUAUAUAGCUAUAUACCACAGAAUGAUGAUGAAUUGGAACUCCGAGAUGGAGAUAUCGUUGAUGUCAUGGAAAAAUGUGAUGAUGGAUGGUUUGUUGGUACUUCAAGAAGGACAAGGCAGUUUGGUACUUUUCCAGGCAACUAUGUAAAACCUUUGUAUCUAUAAGAAGACUGAAAAUCUCAGAAAUUAUUUUUAUUGGAGGAGAAAGCAUAAUUCACGAGCCUAUCUCUUUAGUUGAGUCAGUAGGAAAAUUAAUGCAGUGGAUAAAGAAAGAAGCAAAAGAGAGGGACAGAGAAGUGUUACGUUUGAAACCCGAGCCUGUCUAACAUUGUGUAUCAGACAGGGUCGACCGGUGUGCUGAGCAAAAAGAAUUGAGGCAAAUCACAUUUACUUAACUGCUUCUGGGAGCCGCUUUAGUCUCCCCCAUCCUCCACCUCCCAGGUAAUCUGACCUGGAGCACGGUCUAGAAGCGGAGUUAGCUGGAAAUGCCUCCUGCUGCCCCAGCCUUAACCAGUUCCCAUCUCAAAGGGGUCAUUGAACCUGAAGCAACCCUCAAGGUACCAGGCAGACCUCCAGCCUCCAGUACCAGUCUGCCCUGGAGCCAGCUGACCUCCAAGCACUCCUAGAGAUCAGUCUGGGGCAUAGAGGCUAUCCCCAGGCAGAGGUGGAGGCUCCCAAAUUGUCCAAGACCAAAUCCCUCACUGGACCUGCAGAGGUACAGGUGGAGAAAUGGAGGUAAAACAUAAGCGCCCAGUGAGUGCAUCCAGCCUGCUACAUAGCAUCACCUUUGACUGCCCUGGUAUUCAGAUGGAAAAGCAUCCAAGAUCUGCCCAUGAGAAUUGGGAGCAGAUUGCCAGGCAGAUAGGUUAUAUUUGUAUUUCCAAUUAAUUAAGUCAAGAAGCCUGUAGCCUUCGAGGCCACUUAUAGUGCAUUUUUUUUUUUCCAUAUUGCUGGCCUUUAUAGCCAGUCACCUUCAGGGCAAUGCAGUUACAUAUAUCAGAACAGCAUUACUAACCUUUCUUUUCCGGCUUGUGUUUGGGAGGACAGUUUGGAAUUGGUAGGCCUGUUUUCAUAGAAAACCAAGAAUGGUGUUCAGGGAUUCAUUUAACAGAUACAUUGUACCCUGGCUGCUGGGGACACCAAUGAGCAGGACUUGCUCCAGGCUCUGUAGGAACUCCUGAGUCUCCAAUUUUACUCCCUAUAGGAGUUCAAGGACCACAAAAUGUGGGAACCCAUGGCUGUGAGUCCAAAUGCAUCCUGGUGAGGCUUGUCUGCAGAAGGGAGCAGCAGUUCUGUGGCUACUGGCAGUGACCAUGAAAUCUGUCCUUUUUGUGGGUAGCUCUCAGGAGGGAGGCCCUUGUGAUGCCUAGGGUGCUUAGGUACAGUUCUGUCCAACUUGAGGAUGCUUGUAGGCCUCUGUUACUGAGACAAAGAUAGAAAUGACCCACUCUUUGCCUACCAGGAACUCAGAGGAUAUUGGGGAGACAGACACAGAAAAAGGAACUUAAUCAAGAGAGACUGUGAUAUGUGCUAAGAAGGGUGUGAGAGAGGAAGAGAUGAAUUUUCCAUGGAAGGAUCCUAGAAAGCAUUGUCAUAUUUCUGUCUCUAUUAGCUCACUUUUGGAAAUCUAGAAUGCUAGAAGAACCUUUGUCUGAGGGUAAUUCAUGGUCGGAAAUUCUUGGGAAUUUGCCCAGAGUCCUCAAACGCCGAUCUUUAUAAAUACUCAUCCAAGAUCACAAAUAGGAGUAGCAAUUCUGGGUGUUAGGGGUGUGUCCAGGAACUCCUGGAUUUCUGCAUGUAGCUCAGAAUUACCCCAGGACUGUUAUUCCCAAAGUCUAGACUAUCUUUACAAGUAGUCAGAAUUUUUCUCAGUGCCUGUGCUGAAGCUGCUCAGAUACCCAUCUUAAGAUCCCACCAGCUUCCCACUCUCUACCAGAUGGCCAUAGUACCCUCAUUUUUUCUCCCUAUCCUUUCAAAUCCUGUUCUCAGGAAAGAAACUAUCACUGAUUCAUUUAUACUAAAGUGUAAAUGACUGAUAAGAGGAAUGUCUUAGUCUCUCCACAGAUACUUGUUUUAUCUAGGGCAGAGGAGAGCCUUAAUCCCAAGGGAAAAGGGCUUAUGGAACUAGAGGAGUUGGGGGAGCUUCCUGGAUAGAAAGAGUCUUCUUGAUUGUCCUUAGGUCCCAGUGACAAUAAGGUCUGCUGCACCAUCCAAGAGCACUGUGUUUUAACUUUCUCUCCUUGAGGGGAUACAGUAAAAAUAUACACGCAUGUGCAUUUUGCACGGCGGCAUUUCACCCAUUUUGGAAUGUAUUGGCUAAUGUGGUUCCUGGUCUUUCUUAGAUGCAAACCAUUAAUAACACUAUCUUAUGUAAUAGUUUUUUGAGGGGUGCUUCUUGAUUAAGUAGGUAAUUUUGAACACCUCCUUAAAUACAGCUAGAAAAUAAAACCAAUUUGUAAAGCCACAUUGCAUAAUGAUGCCAGCUUCACGCAUUUGUAUAUCUCCAGAAAUCCAGGUAUGCCUCACUAAUUUGCCCAUCAUUAAUAAAAUCAUAUGUUAAAAUUUGCAUCUCUUCAGCUUCCUAUGUAUGACAAAACAAGGAACAAAGGUCUCCAAUUGCUCUUUUGUCUUCAGACAUUUAGUAAUAUAAAGUACCUAUUUUUAUGCUGAAAUGUUUAUACUGGUUUAUUAAUAGCAAAAGCAACUAACUGGCGGCAUGCCUCGAAACACAUUUUGAUAUACUAGCCAUGCUUCCAGGUAAAGGCAAGCCCCAAACUACUUAUCUUUUGCAGUCUCUCUGGGAUCAGUAAAAGAAUAAAAAUGUGUUUAAGAAGUGGGACUGUAAAUAUGUAUAUUUGACUUUGUAUAGCCCAUGUACCUACCUUGUAUAGAAGAAUAAUUUUAAAAAUUUGAAUGGAAGGGGGGUAAAGCAAGAAAGUCAUGAAGUUUUUUGCAUUUUUAUUUAAGUGAAGGAAUUCCAAAUAACUCACCUGAAGAUAUUUAGCACAAAAAUAGCCAUUGUAAAGGAUUAAAAUUUACAGUAAUUAUUCUUCUGUGGAGAGAUGGUAACUAUAAUCUCAAUUAUAGUUGGUUUUUUUGUUUUGUUCAUUUCAUUCUGGUUUAGGGGGAGGUUUUCUGUUUGGGCUUUUUUUUUUUUUUUUCUUCUCCUCCAGGCAGUCCUAUUUGUCUACCAUAGCAUUAAGUCCUAUUUCUAGAAUAGGUUACUAUAAACAAAGAUUAUAUUCUGAAAGAAAAAUAACUAAAGUUACAUGUAACCAAUUAAUUUAAAGUAUUGCCAUUUAAAUUACACACCGAGAGCAUGUACUAUGCUGACAUAGAUUUUUUCCAUUCAUUUAUUUUUCUUUAUUGCAGUGGAUUGAUUUGAUAAAUGUGUUGAAUUACUACAUUUGCUGUACAUAUUAUUUAAUAAACUUUAUUCAGAAUCGCGUGGCA
Molecule: messenger RNA, 7354 nt
Organism: Otolemur garnettii (small-eared galago)
Lineage: Eukaryota; Metazoa; Chordata; Mammalia; Primates; Galagidae
Gene: SORBS1
Product: sorbin and SH3 domain containing 1
Exons: 33
Coding region: 191-4066 (1291 amino acids)
Biological process (GO): cell-substrate adhesion
Cellular component (GO): cell-substrate junction; cytoplasm; nucleus
Molecular function (GO): protein binding
Source: RefSeq, a predicted model, not a curated record